Molecule: messenger RNA, 1885 nt
Organism: Myripristis murdjan (pinecone soldierfish)
Lineage: Eukaryota; Metazoa; Chordata; Actinopteri; Holocentriformes; Holocentridae
Product: bile salt-activated lipase-like
Exons: 14
Coding region: 1-1782 (593 amino acids)
Source: RefSeq, a predicted model, not a curated record
AUGAAAAAUCCUUCUUGUGACCUUGAGCCCAGAGGUCUCGAGUGUGUCGCCUUCACCGAGGCCCGCGGGUUCACAGCCCACAGAGCAGGACCUCAUCACCGCGGCAACAAGAGCCCCACCCCCGACCCCACCUCAGGCCACACAGGGAGCCUCAUGUUCACACAGCUCAUACUGGGCGUGGUCCAGACGGAGGGCGGGAAGGUGGAGGGGGAGACCCACCGGAUGGGUCUGCUGCGGAGCGUGGAGGUCUUUAAGGGCAUCCCGUUUGCUGACGUCCCGAAGCGAUGGGAGAAACCCAAACCUCACCCAGGAUGGAGCGGUGUCCUGAAGGCGACGCAGUACCGUGAGCGCUGCCUGCAGGUGACGCUGCUGCAGACCAAGACACACGGCAGUGAGGACUGUCUGUACCUGAACAUCUAUGUUCCCCAGGGACGCUCAGUGCCCUCUAACCUGGCGGUGAUGGUGUACCUGUUUGGCGGUGCCUUCCUGUUGGGGGCGGGCGAUGACGUGGCGUUCCUCGGAGACUCUCUGUACGACGGGAAGGAGCUGGCGGACCGUGGCGAGGUCAUCGUCGUCACGGUGAACUACCGCGUCGGCACGCUGGGCUUCCUGAGCACGGGGGACGGCCGCGUGGCAGGAAACUACGGCCUGUGGGACCAGAACGCCGCCGUGGCCUGGGUCCACCGGAACAUCGCCGCCUUCGGAGGGAACCCCGACAACAUCACAGUGUUCGGCCAAUCAGCCGGAGCCGCCAGCGUCAGCUUCCAGAUGCUGUCUCCCUACAGUAAAGGGCUGUUCCGUAGAGCGAUCUCUCAGUGUGGCGUGGCCCUCAGCCCCUGGGCUCUGCAGAGGAACCCGCUGGCCGUCACCAAGAAGAUCGCCAGGAAGGUCGGCUGCCGAACCACCAACGAGGAAGAGAUGCUGACGUGUCUGAGGAUGAGCGACCCGGUCGGCCUGACCAUGGCCGGGAAGCUGAACCUGCUCCAGCUGGGCAGAGGCCCGGUCUUGGACCUUCUGGAACUUUCCCCGGUGAUAGACGGCGACUUCAUCCCCGACGAGCCCAGCAAGCUGUUCCACAACGCUGCCGAGUUCGACUACCUGGCCGGGGUCAACAGCAUGGACGGCCACCUGUUCGCCGGCAUCGACGUCCCCUCCAUCAACAGGAGACGAGCCAACACCACCGUCGAGCAGGUGAAGGAGCUGCUGGCCGGUCUGACCAAACAGAAAGGAGGCGUGGCCGUCGAGUCGGCCUACGGCGCUUACUCCGCCCACUGGGGCUCCGCGCCGUCGCAGGAAGUGGUGAAGAAGACCGUGGCCGACAUUGAGACCGACUUCCUGUUCCUGGUCCCAACUCAGAUCGCUCUGCAGCUGCACGCCAACCACACCAGCGGAGCCCAUACCUACUCCUACCUGUUCAACAUGAAGACUCGUAUCCCAGGAUUCCCGAGGUGGGUGGAGGCGGAGCACGCCGAGGACUUGCAGUACGUCUUUGGGAAGCCGUUCUCCACGCCGGUGGUCUACCUGCCGCGGCACCGCGACCUGUCCGGCUACAUGAUCGCGUACUGGACCAACUUUGCCAAGACCGGUGAUCCCAGUCAAGGUGGCAGCAGGGUUCCAGUUCCCUGGCCGGCCUUCAGCACAACCCACCGCCCCUACCUGCUGAUCAACCACAAGAUCAACAAGAACUCAGUCAGCUUUGACCUGAGGCAGCAGUAUGUUCAAUACUGGACUGAGACGUACAGCCGCCUGCCGACUGUGGUCUCUGAGGAACUGGACGCCUGAGCGGCUCACACCAAACAGAACCAGACGGAACCAGACAGAACCGGACAGAACCAGACAGAACCAGACAGAACCAGAAGGAACCAGACGGAACCGGAAAGAAUCG